Messenger RNA from Juglans microcarpa x Juglans regia, 2725 nucleotides. RefSeq names its product protein LNK2. The record is from RefSeq and is a predicted model, not a curated record. The transcript has 9 exons. Gene Ontology annotation, biological process: circadian rhythm; regulation of DNA-templated transcription. NCBI's taxonomy places the organism in Eukaryota, Viridiplantae, Streptophyta, Magnoliopsida, Fagales, Juglandaceae. The coding region runs from base 216 to 2372 and encodes 718 amino acids.
UGGCUUGCCGUUUGGACAACUACCGCAGGAGGAAGAAGAACAACAAUAAUAACACUACAAAAGACAGCAUCUUCGCUUGCUGUUUUUUGGUCUCGGAAGCUUUAUGCUAUCUCUGUUAGCAUUUUUCUGAGGAUUUUGGCAAAUGUGCGAGUCAAUCUACUUGCGUGGCUAUGAUCUGGGUUUCUGCGUAGAGAUUUGCUCUUGGCUUUUCAGAGAUGUUUGAUUGGAACGACGAAGAGCUUGCAAACAUAAUAUGGGGUGAGGGUGAUGAGAGUGGUGACCACAUUGUGCCUUAUCCUGAGGCAAGUGAAGAUUAUCCCAAGAAGAAGCAAUGGAACCAAGAAACUGCUACCAUCAAGUCUACUGAGCUGAGGACAGCUGGGGUGAAAAUUGAUUUGCAUGGCAGAAAGCUGGAGAGCAGUUCCGACCUUGACACCAAUGCAGAUAUUACUACUUCAGGAUUUGGCGAGGAUUUAUGGCCUGAUUUGUCUUUAUCCAAUCCUGCCAAAACUGAUCAGGAUUCUAUGGGUACUGAGGUGUCUAACAGCUUAACUGAAAUUAAACAAUUUAAAGCAUCAAGAGGUGAGACAGCUCAACUUGAUAAAGAUGUUGAAAUUUUUCAAAAUACCCAUGAAGAUAAAGAACAAGAUGAUUUGGUUGAUUAUGAAUGGGCAAAUAUUGGAAGCUUUGAUGAUCUUGAUCGAAUUUUCAGUAAUGAUGACCCAGUUUUUGGCCAUACAAGUGUUGGUAAUGCUGAUGUGCAAUGGUCUUCUUCCAAAGAUGUUGCUAACAGCCCAGUAAAAACCUUCCCAAUAUCUGUUGACUCACCAAGUUUGGCUUCUGGAGAACCACAGAAACAAUCUAAACAAUUUGAAAUUAAAACAGAAUAUUUGCAACAUGAUGACCAGGCAUUUACCUUCGGCCAUGGGAACAUCAAAGAUCCUGCACUGCAUGAUAUGCAGAAUGCACAUGGGAUCUCAGAUCAUGUGGAAUAUGUUGGAGAUAAAAGGAAGCCUGUGGAAAAGGCACAGAUAGAUAUGGACAUGGUGGUGAAAACCUCUGCAGCAACCUCUCGCCCAGCUACUGCAAAUGUCAUGAACACUGAGGAGCUUAUCAAUAAGGCUUCUAGGCAAACAAAAAAGUUGAAAUGUCAAAGAAAGUCAUUGGAGAAGAAUGAGGGGACAACAUUACCUCAUUUGCAUGGUACCUGGUCUUCAUCACGAAACCCACCUGGACAAUUUGAGAGCCAAAUGGCUUCCUCCAUGCAUCAGUCUCCUCCCUCUUCAAUGCUCAGUCAACAGAGGCUGUUUCCAGGACCCGAGUCUUUACAAUACCAGCAUGUUGCCAAUCUAUAUGUGGUUCCAUCAGCAUAUGGGAAUCUCACGAGUCCAUAUCCUGCCAUGCCUGUGCUUGCUCACAUUCGGUCUGCUGAGCAUAAGCAUCAGCCAUUGCUUUCUGGUUGUGAUGGUUCUCCAUGCGGUCCAAAUCCUCAAAGCAAGUCAGUGAACACCCCUGUGAAACCUCUGACCAUGACACCUCAGGAAAAAAUUGAAAAACUAAGGAGGCGGCAGCAAAUGCAAGCACUGCUUGCCAUUAAGAAACAACAGCAACAAUUUAGUCAACAAGUCCCUUCUAACAAUAAUUUUAUCACUCAAAGAUGCCUCCAAGAAAGCCAAACUCAGCACUUUGAGGAAGCCAAUCUUGAAGUUGAAGAUAAAAGCACUCUUCCUGCUCUGAAUCCAACCUCACCUAUUGAGCAAGAUGAUUCCAAUACAGUCUCUGUGGCAGUAAAUAAUUAUUCAGUGGAGGAUAUGGUACUUUACAGGCUUCAAGAUAUUAUUUCAAAGUUGGACAUGAAAUUAAGACUUCGUAUACGGGAUAGCUUGUUCCGGUUGGCUCAAAGUGCAAUGCAAAGGCAUCACGCUAGUGAUACAGGCAGUACCAACAAAAGUAGCAGGGAUGAACAUGAAGUCGUUGCAAAGGAAGAAAUCAACAGUUUUAAUAGGUAUUCAACAAUGCCUGACAUGGAGACAGAGACUAAUCCCAUAGACCGAACAGUGGCCCAUUUACUCUUUCAUAGGCCUUUGGAGUUACCAUCAAGACAUCCUGAUACACCUGAAUCACCUAUUUCUACAAAGCUUCCACAUGAAUGCAAAGUCGCAGGCUCAGUGAACUUGUCGAUGGGCUGCCUGCCAGAGGGUGCAAAAAGUAAACAGAACUCUCCGCACCAAGGAUCUAAGAAUUCUUGCCCGUUAUCUGAAACCCACCAUGUCAAUCAGUUUAAAAGUGGCCCUUGCAUAGACACUUCAGAGAACGCUUCAAACAAUGAGACUGCAGAUGGUGGAGCUGUGGAGGCUGAUGCCUCUAAAUGAAUGGAAUUAUCUUCCGGGAUUCUGAGGCCUAGUGGAUCGUUAUCAAGAGUGGAUCAUGGAACCUCAAACCUCAUUGUUAUGGAAGACCCUAGAGAAAUUGCAUGAAUGCAUGUUUCAAGUAGCAUGGUCAAAAUGGUUUUGUACUUCUAUCUGGGAUUUUACUUUUAUCAAAUUCAUGGUGAUGACUGUUGUGUGUGUGUGACUCAAUAUAUGCCUAAUGCAUGAAAGGGUGAACCUACUUUAAUGUCUCAAGUCUCGGCAGAUACAUGCAUGCCAAUUGAGUUGGAAAGUUUGAAUUAUAUACUUGAGGUACUUCAUUAUGAAAUCGUUGGGCUAUAUCUGCUUAUGUUAAA